Molecule: messenger RNA, 498 nt
Organism: Alligator sinensis (Chinese alligator)
Lineage: Eukaryota; Metazoa; Chordata; Crocodylia; Alligatoridae
Product: homeobox protein PKNOX1-like
Exons: 4
Source: RefSeq, a predicted model, not a curated record
UUGGUUCAUAGGUCUGUAUCUUCUGUGGAACAAUGACCCUGGAAUUCAAUCUGCUGGAAUAAGACAAUGACCUCUACUACCAGAUGAAAGCAAAGGAAUGUUUGAUCUCACUUAUGAUGAUUUGACAUUAUAAUCCCUACAUUAACCAUGAUGGCAACACAGACAUUAAGUAUAGACAACUAUCAAGAUGGACAACAAAUGCAAGUAGUAACAGAGUUAAAAACUGAACAAGAUCCAAACUGUUCUGAAACUGAUGCAGAGGGAGUGAGUCCUGCCCCUGUAGAAUCUCAGACGCCAAUGGAUGCAGACAAACAGGCCAUUUACAGGCACCCAUUGUUUCCCUUGUUAGCACUAUUAUUUGAAAAAUGUGAACAAUCUACACAGGGCUCAGAAGGCACAACUUCUGCUAGUUUUGAUGUAGAUAUUGAAAAUUUUGUAAGAAAGCAAGAGAAGGAAGGAAAACCGUUUUUCUGUGAAGAUCCAGAAACUGAUAACUUA